This is a messenger RNA of Durotheca rogersii, 1985 nucleotides long. Its product is annotated as EXS-domain-containing protein. The transcript has 2 exons. The coding region runs from base 366 to 1739 and encodes 457 amino acids. Lineage: Eukaryota; Fungi; Ascomycota; Sordariomycetes; Xylariales; Xylariaceae. Gene Ontology annotation, cellular component: membrane; cytoplasm. The record is from RefSeq and is a predicted model, not a curated record.
ACGCGAUUCAGUGGAAUAAUAUCCUUGGCUGCGAUAUUGCACUUGUAUGGCAUAGAGUGUAGUAUCUGUCUAUGCGGUGCUGCGUAUCACGUAUAAUCUGGCAUGUACGCAACCCCUGUUCCAACUCGUGAAUUGUUCUAUCCCGACAAUCCUCACCAUAACUUGCACCUGCAACAAUUUGCAACGCGCACCAUCCAGCUCCCUCCUUCUAUCCCACUCCGUCUGUCGCUCGAUGAAAGAGUAGUUACACAUGCCAUUCCCGGCUGCCCACCCACAACCCAAUUCGCAACCAAGAUUCCGCCGCUCGUCGGCUUCACUCGUCAAGACGGAGUUCUCGAUGCCUAUCCCGGGCCCCCUACUAGACCAUGGACGGUGACCCAGCUGUUGAGCCGGAGCUCGACUCCCUCAGCUUGGCUUUUCCUCUGCCGUACCGCGUCGCCCUCAUCGUCGUGCUAGCCGUCUGGGCCUGGGGCGUCAACCUUCACUACCUCGACUUCAUCGGCAUCGACGUGCCCGCGCUGAUUCGGUACCCCGGCCGGCCCUCGGCGCACCAUCCGUCGCACCACCUGUCAACCUACCGCCUCGCCACCGCCCUCUCGGCCCUGUUCGCCUUCUCCCUGCUCGUCUUCUGGGCCUUCACGCACGGCGACUCGGGGCGCGUGCUUGCUUGGGGCUGGCUGCCGAUCGCGUACCUGCUCGCGCUGCCCGUGCUGCUCUUCCUCGCGCCCUUCUUCCUCCGCCGCUUCUCGCACUCGGGGCGGUCGCGCCUCCGCUCGAUGCUCCGCCGCAUCGCCGUCGGCGGCCUCGCGGAGACCAAGGACGGCAAGUUCGGCGACAUCCUCCUCGCCGACGUGCUCACGAGCUACGCCAAGGUCCUCGCCGACUUCUUCGUCGCGCUCUGCAUGUUCUUCCGCCCCGACGGCCGCUCCGCCUCCGCCCGCCCCGACCGCGCCUGCGGCGGCUCCCUCGCCGUACCCUGCGUCCUCGCCCUGCCCUACCUCAUCCGCUUCCGCCAGUGCCUCAUCGAGUACGUCCGCGUGCGUCGCGGCCGCUCCGGCGACGCGUCGCCCUCUUCCUCCGGCUGGGGCGGCCAGCACCUCGCCAACGCGCUCAAGUACGCGACCGCCUUCCCCGUCGUCAUCUUCAGCGCGCUACAGCAGCGGAGCGCCGCCACCGCCGACCCAUCCCUGUCGCCGCCCGUAGUUGCCAGCGGCUACUACCGCGCCUGGGUGGUUGCUUGCCUCGUCAAUUCUCUCUACAGCUUCUACUGGGAUGUGGCCAAGGACUGGGACCUGAUGCUAUUCGAGGACGUCGCUGCGGCGGCGCGCGAAGGCCCGGCCCGAGCGAUGGCUGGGGCAGAGAAGCCGUUUGGUCUACGCCGGCGCCUACACGUCGGGCCGGCGGGGCUAUACUACGUCGUGAUCGCGAUGGACCUGGCGCUGCGGUGCACGUGGAGCCUGAAGUUGAGCCCGCACCUCGGGCGCUUGGCAGACUGGGAAGGGUCCAUCUUCGUGAUCCAGGUCCUCGAGGUAUUCCGCCGCUGGGUCUGGAUCUUCUUCCGCGUCGAGACCGAGUGGAUCCGCAGCACGUCUCCGGGCGCUGGCGGGGGAGGAACGGGCGCGCUCGAGGCUGGGGGUGCCGGCGGCGACAUCAUGCUACCCGACUUCCAGUACGACAACUACAGUAAUCAUAAUAGUAAUUAUAAUGCCCCGGCCCCGGGGUAUCAUGACGACGCUUAGGAGGCAGGAGGCAGGGGGUGCCUACCUCCUAGAGUCCUCCUCGUCCCCCCUUUCCCCCCCCGUCCUCCACAUCCGCCCCGUCCCCUCCCGUCCUCCACGUCCUCCACUGAAGAUAGCAGGAGUUAGGAGGCAUAUGAAAGAGAGAAUUGGCAGGUAGCCAACCGGGGGUUUUUUUUCUCGGUGUGUAGCCUAAGGGCAAGGGCAUGGGCUCAGAUAGAAUCACGACAACGGGGGAUGGAGGAUCAA